Prorocentrum cordatum is the source of this 915-nucleotide messenger RNA. Lineage: Eukaryota; Dinophyceae; Prorocentrales; Prorocentraceae. The record is from the annotation of a GenBank genome assembly.
AUGGUCGACUAUUCGAAGUGGGACCAACUGGACGUCAGCGACGACGAGGACGAGGGGCGCGGGAAGCCGCGUGUGCAGCGAUACGACGCGCCCCAGACCGUGACCAUUGGUGGGAAGGAUGGGUCGUUCGAGGACGGCCCUUCGGGCAACGCGGCAGACGACGACGAGCCCAUGGAGGUGGCCGACGAGGACUUGGCCGCCGCGGGCCCGGGCGCCGACCACCGCGAGGAGGUGCUCCAGUGCCGCGAGCUGGGGGAGCGGGCGCUGCGCAGGGGAGACACGGCCGAGGGCGUGCGCCUGCUCGAGAAGGCGCUGAGGCUGGCCGGCGGAGCCGAGUGCCCUGGCCUCCAGGACCUCCUGGCGUCCGCCCACAGGCAGGCCGCCGGCGCGGCCACGCCAGGCGCGGCGCAGCCGCAGCAGGAGGCGCGACGCGCCAACGGCGGGACGGUUGCCGACCGGUACUGCUGGAGCCAGACGCGGGACUCGCUGCAGGUGAACGCCUUCGUGCCCGAUGGCACGGCGGCCAGGGACGUGCGGGUGCAGGUCACCGAGACCUCCCUGACCGUGUCCGUGGGCGCCUCCGUCGUGCUGGGCGGCGACUGGGAGCACAAGGUCGCGCCAGAGGAGGACCCGGACUGGGAGAUGAAAGCGUGCGGUGGCCGACGGUCCAUCCAGCUGACGGUUAGGAAAGCUGAGGUCGGCGGCCUCAUCAUAUGGUGGAAGCGCGUGCUCAAGGGGGAGCCGGCGAUUGCGGCGGAGGACAUCGAGGACCGGAGGGCGGACAAGGCGGAGGAUUUCGCCAAGGUCUGGGCAGAAGCCCAUGAGAUGUUCCGCCAAAAGGUGAAGGAGCGGCAGCCCAUUUUGAUAAACGCUGACGGGGCAACAGGGGACAGCGUCACUGCAAUGGAGACCUGA